Eucalyptus grandis is the source of this 827-nucleotide messenger RNA. Its product is annotated as 16 kDa phloem protein 1. Bases 159 to 638 code for a protein of 159 amino acids. The record is from RefSeq and is a predicted model, not a curated record. The transcript is spliced from 5 exons. Lineage: Eukaryota; Viridiplantae; Streptophyta; Magnoliopsida; Myrtales; Myrtaceae.
CAAACCACCUUAAACCUCGGAGAAGUCGAGUCUCAGAAGGUUUCAUACGAUUCCCCUUGAAUUCUCAGCAGAGAGAGAGAGAGAGAGAGAGAGAGAGAGAUUUCUUUCUCAGAUUCCAUCGCAGAAUAGCCUUUGAAUUCUCGGCUGAAAGAGAGAGGAUGGCAGUUGGGGUUUUGGAGGUGUUGCUGGUGAGCGCAAAAGGCCUUGGAAACACUGAUUUCUUUGAUGGUUUAAUAGGUAAGAUGGAUCCCUACGUUUUGAUUCAGUACAAGACACAAGAACGCAAAAGCAGCAUCGCCAGAGGGCAGGGAAGUAAUCCAUCAUGGGGGGAGAAGUUCACGUUGCGGGUGGAGUAUCCAGGAGAAGGCGACCAUCACCAGUUCAAGCUCAACCUCAAGAUCAUGGACAAAGACACCUUCUCCGCCGACGACUACAUUGGAAGUGCGACCAUCUUUCUGGAGGACUUUCUGGCGUUAGGAGUGGAGAACGGGACCGCCGAGCUGCAUCCGAGCAAAUACCGGGUGGUUCGGAUGGACCAGUCCUAUUGCGGAGAGAUCCAAGUUGGCUUAACAUUCAAUUUAAGGGAGGAGCCGGAGAUUAAUGAAGAGUACGGAGGAUGGAAGCAAAGCGAGUAUUAGUCGACAGCUAUGUCCAUGUGUGAUCUUUUCCCUUUUCUUUUGUUGUUUUGUUCAUGAACGUGCGGAUCAUCAGCUGUGGCUUUUGAGGACUUGAAAUGGAGAAUGUACUUAUUCAUUAGUGUAUUCAAGACAUAGACUCAUCUUCUAGGACAUUUAACUGAAGAUAAAGGAGCUAAAGAAAGUUUCAUA